Messenger RNA from Haplochromis burtoni (Burton's mouthbrooder), 1467 nucleotides. RefSeq names its product annexin A3b (gene anxa3b). The record is from RefSeq and is a predicted model, not a curated record. The transcript is spliced from 14 exons. Gene Ontology annotation, cellular component: cytoplasm. Bases 179 to 1195 code for a protein of 338 amino acids. NCBI's taxonomy places the organism in Eukaryota, Metazoa, Chordata, Actinopteri, Cichliformes, Cichlidae. Gene Ontology annotation, molecular function: calcium-dependent phospholipid binding; calcium ion binding; phospholipase inhibitor activity.
GGAGUGAGGAGUUCAUGAGAGACGUACUCUGUGAUUCACUGUACUCCAGCCCACAGUGGGCGUUGCUUAUCAACCCCUUUGAAAGGUGUGGCGACUUUUUACGCGUUUGUGAAAUUCGUUCUCAGACUUCAAUCUUCUCCUUGUUUCUUGUGUAAAACGCCUCCCUUAAACCACCAGAAUGUCUGUUUGGGAUGACUUGGACCUGCUCUUAGACAACCCCUCUUCACUGACUGUGACAUCCAGUGCAAGAGGAACUGUGAAGGACAAGGCAAAUUUCAAAGUGGAUGAAGAUGUGUCUGCUCUCAGGAAGGCCAUAGAGGGCCUUGGUACAACAGAAAAGACUCUGAUUGAUGUGUUGACCCAAAGAAGCAGUGCUCAGCGUCAGCUCAUCGCCAAGGCUUAUGAGAAAGCCACAGGAAGGACAUUAAUAGAUGACCUGAAGGGUGACACUCGUGGAGACUUUGAAGACGUGUUAGUAGCCUUGGUAACGCCUCCUGCUCUCUAUGACUGCCAGGAAGUCAUCAAAGCUAUGAAGGGUGCAGGGACCACAGAAAGCACUCUGACAGAAAUAUUUGCUUCGAGAUCCAACAAGCAGAUCCGAGAACUGUCUGAAGCAUACCUAGCAAAAACGGGAAGAGCGAUGAUUCACGACCUGCAGUCGGAGGUAUCUGGAGAUUAUGGAAAAGCACUGCUGAUCUUGGCCGAGGGGAAGAGAGAUGAGACCACCAGCGUGGAUGCUGCCAAAGCAAAAGCUGAUGCUAAGGCCUUGUAUGAAGCAGGAGAGAAGAAGUGGGGAACUGACGAGGGGAAGUUUAUUGACAUCCUGUGCCACAGAAGUGUUCCCCAGCUCAGGCAAACUCUGAUUGAGUACAAGAAUAUUAGCAAGAAGACUCUGCAGGAGAGCAUUAAGAGCGAGAUGUCUGGAAACCUGGAGAAACUACUUGUGGCUGUUGUUAAGUGUGUGCAGAACGUCCCAGCAUACCUCGCUGAGAGGCUUUUCAAGAGCAUGAAGGGUGCAGGGACCACAGAGUGCACUCUGACCAGGAUAUUCGUCAGUCGCUCAGAGAUCGAUUUGAUAGACAUCAAAGUAGAGUACAAGAAGCUGUUUGGAUGUUCCCUCUACAGUCAGCUAGAGUCUGAAGUGUCCGGUGAUUAUGGAAAAACACUCAAGUGUCUGUGUGGCCAAGACGAAUAACUCGUACCAGCUCCUUUGUUGGGUCGUUCAGCUUUACAUCACAGCAGCUAUGAUGACCUGUUCCUGACGUAGCGACCAGCUACUUAUCUCAAGAAUAACUGCAUACUGAUAUGAUUGAUUGAACUAGUUAGGAAAUGUAACUAAUUUUCAUGAAGUUAUUAAACCCAAUAAUAGCGCUUAAAUGUCUGAUAUCUGUUAACUUCACUUUUCUUUUAUACACACAAAUAUCUGUCAUAACUUUUGCAUUUAAUAAAAACAAAAGAUGAGAACAC